Molecule: messenger RNA, 982 nt
Organism: Medioppia subpectinata
Lineage: Eukaryota; Metazoa; Arthropoda; Arachnida; Sarcoptiformes; Oppiidae
Source: the annotation of a GenBank genome assembly
GAACUUAGAGCGCGACCAACACUACGAGAUCAAAGUUAUCGCUUACAACAGUCAGGGCGACGGACCCACCAGUAAACCCAAAAUGGUUUACGUCGGCGAAGCCGUUCCGACGGGUGAGCCGUUGAAUAUAACGACAACAGCGCUGUCAUCAUCCGAGAUGAGGGUCACGUGGAGCGCACCCGACAAAAACAAACAGAACGGACUGAUCAUGGGAUAUAAGAUAUUCUAUUGGCAGCAAACAGAGCCCCACUAUCGGCUCAACAGUGACCUGAACGGCAACACCCAUAAGAGUGUUUACUACGAACAGCCCCGAGAGAUGAUGGAGAUCGUGCCCGACACCACCGAAUCCUUCAUUCUCUUGGAUCUCAUUAAAUGGUCUAAUUAUAGCAUUCAGUUGUCGGCGUUUAAUCCGGCCGGCGAUGGCCCCCGAUCUCGAGCUAUUGUCGUCGAGACCAAAGAGGACACUCCCGGGCCGGUCGGCGCUCUCGUGUUCGAUGAGAUAACGAUGUCUCAGGUGAAGGUCUCCUGGAAACCGCCGGUCGAACCCAACGGCAUUCUGUUGGGCUAUUAUGUCAUGUAUGAGACACUGAUUAACGACUUUAGCAAACAAGUGAAGCAAAAAAUAAACGAUAACUAUUUGGUGGUCAAUGGCUUAAGGGAACGGGUUAUGUAUACCUUCAAAGUUAGGGCCGAGACAUCCGCCGGUGUGGGACCCGAGACUAUUGGAAACGUGACGACUGGCCCACAGCCCGGUUCGCCCCCUCCACCCACUGAUGUCAUAUCGACUCAAACGCUGACUUCAGUGAAGCUCAAGUGGAAGAAUCCGGACUAUAGGGCUAUCACUGGUUAUCUGAUCGAAGCUAAUAAUCUGAACAUAAAGGGAGCGCUCGAAUGGCAACCCGUCUCACAGAUUAAGAAUGGAAGACAAGAGAGAUAUGAAUUAAGUUACACUCAUUUGGCGCCGUCUUCUCAGUACACCUUC